Messenger RNA from Eucalyptus grandis, 1716 nucleotides. Its product is annotated as E2F transcription factor-like E2FE. The record is from RefSeq and is a predicted model, not a curated record. Lineage: Eukaryota; Viridiplantae; Streptophyta; Magnoliopsida; Myrtales; Myrtaceae. Gene Ontology annotation, biological process: regulation of transcription by RNA polymerase II. Gene Ontology annotation, cellular component: RNA polymerase II transcription regulator complex. The transcript is spliced from 11 exons. Gene Ontology annotation, molecular function: DNA-binding transcription factor activity, RNA polymerase II-specific; RNA polymerase II cis-regulatory region sequence-specific DNA binding. The coding region runs from base 86 to 1255 and encodes 389 amino acids.
UUCAAAAUUUCAAACCCGCCAAAAAAAGGUCGCCGCCUCUCUCUCUCUCUCUCUCUAGCUGUUUCCGUUCAUCGGAGGUUGGAAGAUGGCGUCGAUCCCGUCGGUCAAUCCAUCGGAAUCUCUACAGAAGCUUCCCAGUUACAGCAGGAAGCAGAAAUCCCUCGGCCUUCUUUGCUCCAACUUCUUGAGAUUAUACGAUCGAGAAGGCGUGGACUUGAUCGGCCUCGACGAGGCCGCGUCGCGAUUAGGCGUGGAGAGGCGACGGAUCUACGAUAUCGUCAACGUUCUGGAGAGCAUUGGAGUUCUAGUAAGAAAAGCCAAGAACCAGUAUACCUGGAAAGGGUUCGGAGGAAUUCCCGGGGCUCUAAAAAAGCUUAAGGAAGAGGGGUUGCGGGAGAACUUCAGCGUAUCCAAUUUUGCUAGCUACAAUAGAGUAUCAGAUGACGAAGAGGACGAUGAAGUAUAUUCUGAUCCGAACAUUAGUAGUCAGGAGGACCAAUCCAACCCUGCACCGGUGCUCCAAGCUUCUGGAUCAGCAACAUCAGAUAAUAGAAGAGAGAAAUCUUUGGGACUUUUGACUCGAAAUUUUGUGAAGAUUUUUAUCUGCUCAAAUGUGGCUGUGUUCUCCCUUGAUGAAGCUGCUAAAAUAUUGCUGGGAGAUGGUCAGAGUUCAAUCAUGAGAAGUACCAAAGUAAGGCGACUCUAUGACAUUGCCAAUGUAUUGUCUUCUAUGAACCUUAUUGAGAAGACCCAUACUACAGAUACGAGGAAGAAUGCUUUCAGGUGGUUAGGGCCCAGAGAGAAAUGGACUGGAUCUGUUGAUGCUCUAAUCAUCGAUGACCCUAAGAAGAGAAUGUUUGGUACUGAAAUCACGAACACUGAUUUCAAGAGAAAUAAAAUGAGUCCCUUAGUUGAGGGAGUUCCAAACAUCAAUUCAAAGGCACAAAAACAGUCGAAGAACGAGAAACUAAUAAAGGAGCUCAGCAGAAGCAAGUCAGAGCAGGACUCAAAAGAGAAUUCAAAGAGCUACCAGUUUGGUCCUUUUGCUCCUCACAACAUUCCCAAAGUCAUUGCCUCGAGGACCGAGAACAGAAGUACGCAGCAUCAACCCCGUGACUGGCAGAGUCUUGCAUCUGAGUAUAGUCCUCAAUAUCACAACCAAGCCUUGAGGGAUAUCUUCGGCCACUACACGGAAGCAUGGAAGUCUUGGUUCUCUGAAGUUGCUGGGAAGAGCCACUCUAGCGCAGAUACAUGAUGCUCCCGGGGGUCUCUCUGAAUUUGGCAGGCACCUAGCCGAUUGCUCUUCAUCCUCCAUUGGAAAGGGAGGUGAUCUUGUUUUGUGCAUAAUCUCGAUGCCGUAACUUUCAGUAGUCUUCUUUUGUACAUCACAACAUACAAGCAUAUUACCAUUCUACUCGUUUGGUAAUAGUCGACUACUUUGAUGGGCACUCUCUUCUAGGCGGCAUCCAGUUUUAGCAUGCGUAUGAUCACGUCGUGGGGGGCAAGUGUGAAUUGGAAGAGAAGAUGGCGCAGAAAUAGAUUGAAUCUUAAGGUGCUGCAGCACAUGAUGUAUGUCGUCGCUGCAUCGAAGACGGAUACGAGGGGCGGCAAAGGAUGGAUAGAUGCAGCAUAAGACAAUUCUUAAUUUGCAUAAAUUGCAGUUUUACCAUAUAUAGCUCCCUAUAUGAUAACCCGAUUCCUUGAUUUUACUAUUCA